Molecule: messenger RNA, 702 nt
Organism: Ilyonectria robusta
Lineage: Eukaryota; Fungi; Ascomycota; Sordariomycetes; Hypocreales; Nectriaceae
Exons: 9
Coding region: 1-702 (233 amino acids)
Source: RefSeq, a predicted model, not a curated record
AUGGGCAUCCGAUUCUCGAAGCUCCGAAAGGCGAAGCGCGUCGUGGACGUGGGGGUUGACCCGGUCCUGGGUUCUGAUCCUUAUGCCUUCAGGUAUGAGGCUCAGGCCCAGGGGCCUAAGCCCAAGUACUACAACCCGGUGACCCAUAGUUCGCACACGCGUACGGCAUCUGCGACAUGGGAGUCACACCCGGGAGAAGUACUUGGGCUUCCGAAACCCCCACCGGAAGCGACAUCGUCGGAGGAGCGGCGUCGAGCGCAGGUCAGGCCUGUGCCGCCACGACAAUCGGUGCAGACGGUCGAGUGGAGUAGUCAGAGAAACGGUAGUCCGCGGAAGAUGAAGUCAAAGUCCCGAAGGAGAGCCGUCCCUCGGCGAAAGCCGGUGACGGCGAUCAAUUGGGCAGGAUUUGGGGGCAAAGUCGGGGAUCAUAUAGGGAGGCGAGGAAUCGGCGAGAUUGGGGUUGGGUUUAGGAUGGGGUCGGAGGGUCAGGACCGACGAGGAUUGGGGAUGGAUGGUUGGGUUGGACCGACGGAGGACGAGGAUUGGGGACGGAGGGUUGGGUUGGACUUAGAAUCGACGACGACGAUAUAUUACAAGGGUGGAGGAUUCGGCUUUUUUUCCUUCGGGAUUCAGAGAUUGCAGUUUUUGUAUUCGGUCGCUGGUGCUCAGUCACGACUGAAGACGGUCAAGUUGUUUUCGUAG